CCGUGUCACGUCAGCGUCUACCGAGCCCACUAAAGAGGUCAGCAGGGUACGUCUACCGAUUCUAUUCAGCCACAGUCUGCUAGCGUAGCGGCCUAUCGCCACGCUCGAAACCAUGAACCGCGAGAAAGGAGACAUCGGAGGAGAGUCCCUUAGCUCCAGCCCGCAGUCUUCGGGUCCUUCGGGUGGUGCUCCGCCCACCUUGCAAGCGCCUACUCCCGCGCCGCGCCGCUCCUUUUCUUACAAAAAGAAGGACUUCGACGUUCGGCGUGCCGUCGUGACCUGGUUCAGCGAACAGCUCAAGCACGCACAGCCAUGGAAGCAAUUCGCGGACACCACGAAGUUUUCUAUGCCGAGUUCGACCCUGGAGGUCGCCGACCGGAUCCGAUCGAACGUGGGUCGCUUCCUCAUUAACUACGGAGCCCUUUUCAUCGUCAUCCUGGUGGGCCAAGUCGUGUCCAGCCUGAAACUCGUGGGGUACUUCACGGUGGCAUGCGCAGUGUUCGUCGCGCUCAAGCUGCACCGGGACGACGAGACGGCGGCCGUGUGUGGUCUCGUGCUCGACAAAAACGAGAGGCUGGGCGUGGCGGCACCGGUGGCCCUGCUGCUUCUGUACACCUCGGGCAUCUGGUCCGCCGUCGUGUGGUCCUUUCGAGCCACCGUGGUGGUCGGCGCCGUACAUGCCACUCUGUAUGCCGGGCCUCCCAACAAGUUCGACGAAACGCUGCCGGACAUUCCAGAGAAAGGCGAUAACACGAAUAGCCCGUGAGUAAAACGGCUGUCUUUUGUGUUCAA
This is a messenger RNA of Dermacentor andersoni, 792 nucleotides long. RefSeq lists its product as uncharacterized. The record is from RefSeq and is a predicted model, not a curated record. Gene Ontology annotation, cellular component: Golgi apparatus. NCBI's taxonomy places the organism in Eukaryota, Metazoa, Arthropoda, Arachnida, Ixodida, Ixodidae.